This is a messenger RNA of Cebus imitator (Panamanian white-faced capuchin), 1898 nucleotides long. It is a transcript of the gene PARD6A, whose product is annotated as par-6 family cell polarity regulator alpha. The transcript has 4 exons. Gene Ontology annotation, cellular component: apical plasma membrane; nucleus; cell cortex. The record is from RefSeq and is a predicted model, not a curated record. Gene Ontology annotation, biological process: establishment or maintenance of cell polarity; regulation of cellular localization; centrosome cycle. Lineage: Eukaryota; Metazoa; Chordata; Mammalia; Primates; Cebidae. Gene Ontology annotation, molecular function: protein kinase C binding. Bases 188 to 1321 code for a protein of 377 amino acids.
GUUUCCUAGGAAACGUGGACUCCGCGUUCCACUCUGCGUCGCUGCCCCCUUGACGUCACGCUCCGGAUGGGAGGGCGGGGCGUGUGCUACCGCCAGGGGCGGGGCGGCACGGGCGGGCCGGCCGGGCUGUGCACCUGCGCCUCGGCGGGCCGUCUGGGGCACCGUCCCCGGCCCGCCCGGCCCCGCCAUGGCCCGGCCGCAGAGGACUCCGGCGCGCAGUCCCGAUAGCAUCGUCGAGGUGAAGAGCAAAUUUGACGCCGAAUUCCGACGCUUCGCGCUGCCCCGCGCUUCGGUGAGCGGCUUCCAGGAGUUCUCACGGUUGCUGCGUGCGGUGCACCAGAUCCCGGGCCUGGACGUGCUACUUGGCUAUACGGAUGCUCACGGCGACUUGCUGCCCCUCACCAACGACGACAGCCUGCACCGGGCCCUGGCCAGCGGGCCACCACCACUGCGCCUACUGGUGCAGAAGCGGGCAGACGCUGACUCCAGCAGCCUGGCUUUUGCCUCCAACUCUCUGCAGCGGCGCAAGAAAGGGCUCCUGCUGCGGCCAGUGGCACCCCUGCGCACUAGACCACCCCUCCUAAUCAGCCUGCCCCAAGAUUUCCGCCAAGUUUCCUCAGUCAUAGAUGUGGACCUACUGCCUGAGACCCAUCGACGGGUGCGGCUGCACAAGCAUGGUUCAGACCGCCCCCUGGGCUUCUACAUCCGAGAUGGCAUGAGUGUGCGUGUGGCUCCCCAGGGCCUGGAGCGGGUUCCAGGCAUCUUCAUCUCCCGCCUGGUACGUGGGGGCCUGGCUGAGAGUACAGGGCUGCUGGCGGUCAGUGAUGAGAUCCUCGAGGUCAAUGGCAUUGAAGUAGCCGGGAAGACCUUGGACCAAGUGACGGACAUGAUGGUCGCCAACAGCCAUAACCUCAUUGUCACCGUCAAGCCUGCCAACCAGCGCAAUAAUGUGGUGCGAGGGGCAUCUGGGCGUUUGACAGGUCCUCCCUCUGCAGGGCCUGGGCCUGUUGAGCCUGAUAGUGAUGAUGACAGCAGUGACCUGGUCACUGAGAACCGCCAGUCUCCCAGUUCCAAUGGGCUAUCUCAGGGUCCCCCGUGCUGGAACCUGCACCCUGGCUGCCGAUAUCCUGGUGCCCGCAGCUCUCUGCCCUCCCUGGGUGACCAGGAGCAGAUAGGUUGCCUGAACUGGGAAAGAGGAUGGAGGACUCAACAGUGCAGGUUUUGCAUCUGUAUCACCCGUGACCUUGACAAUGACAGGUUCUUUUGUGCCACUCCACGCCUCCCUGAAUCGGGAUGGGCCUGGUGCUGUGCAUUUAGGUGAAUCUGAGGGUCAGGCAGCUAACUGGGUGAUGAAGAAGGAAGUGAGAAGGAGGAACUUGGGGCAGAGAAAAGAAAGGGUCUGUCAGCUCAUGAGAAGCAGGUGUUUGGCCCUGCUCUCUGUCUCCAGAGGAAGGGCCUGCAUUUGUCUCACCUUGAGGGGAUCAAAACUUGGGAUCCCCUAGGAAGUGGCAAGAGUUCAUUUGCCUGUUGCAAGAGUGACAGCUUUGGGAUGUUUUCCACUCAUUGCUAGACCAUAGCUGGACCGGACCUUGUCCAUGGAGUAGCUCCUGGUCACAGGUGACAGGGCAUCAGUGAUGUUGUCCUGGCAGGGUUGGGGUGGGAGGGCAGUAAAUGCAUCUGGGGUCCUGAGACCAAGCCACUGGAUGACAGCUCUGUCCAACCAUCAAAGCUCUCUGGGAAGAGCCAGCUGGUGCUGGCCAUUUUGGAAACUGCACAUCCUGCUGCCUCCUGGGCCUCCUCUGUGUUCCUUAGACACUGCAAACAGACAUAGGAAUUUCAAGUUCAUGGAUAAUUUCCCCUCCCUCCAACUGCUUUUCCUCCUGUAUCUCGUCUGUGCA